This is a messenger RNA of Linum trigynum, 2296 nucleotides long. The record is from the annotation of a GenBank genome assembly. NCBI's taxonomy places the organism in Eukaryota, Viridiplantae, Streptophyta, Magnoliopsida, Malpighiales, Linaceae.
UUUCAAUUAAUUUUUGUGGAUAAGAAAUACACAUUUUUUAUGAUGUAAUAUUAUUAUUUUUAAGGUAUUAAAUGAAUAUUCUCAAGGGAAAUAUCUGGUGUUUAUAGAUAUUGAAGUUGCGUGCUUAGAAUCUUUUCGCUUGUAGUACAAGCAAGCUUCCCCUUUCUUUGGGAUCAAGUUAUUAACCAAGUAAAGCAACAACAAAACAAAACAAAACACAAAAAGAAGGCGCUAGUGAUAUUUUGUCAGACUUUGAAUCAGCCAAUCACUUAACCUUCCUGAUAUAUUAACAUUUUAACAGUAGCGGUAGUCUGUCUUUUCUUAUUAUAAUCACUGUAGCUAUAGUCUGCCAUGUCAGUUUUAGUGUAAAUAUAGGACUAGAGUUAGUAAAACAAUAAAGUUUCAUGUCUGACUGAUUUUUUUUUGUGAUGAUGUUUAAUAUUAACAAUUGAUUAAAACUGCAAAGUAAUUUUUUUCGGUCAAUAACUGCAAAGUUCUCUUGUCAAAAAAAAAAAAAGAAAAAAAAAACUGCAAAGUAAUUGCAAUGAACAAUUAUAGUUAAAGUUGAUGUGAUAUGAAAGUAAAAAACUAUCAUUAUAAUUUCAGAACCAAUGGUUAAAUUUCAAAUAAUAUUUUCAUUGGGUGUGGUUUUUAAUUUUUAAUAUUUCGAGUGUGAAAAGAAUAAUGCACAUAUCUAAAUUAAUCGGGUAAUUUAAGAGUAAUAUAAAUAUUUGUGUGCUUCUCUAAUUUUGGCACCAAUAAAUAUUUUAUUCAUAAUGUAGCCCGAUUAGACCUAAGUGAUGACGCAUCUUUCACGGUUCAAGUUUAAACUCAUUCUAAAGACAUCCUUCCCAGCCUUCGUACUAUUCUCUUUGGGGUAAUUGCAAUAAUUCAGGGUUCGAUUUCUUAGAGAAUCUUAUAAUGUCCAAGUUAGUAACUGACUAAAACUUGUUCACGAGUGGUAUUUAAUCCAUUAUCGAACUUCUCCAAACAACUCUAAUAGUUGAAAUCAAUUGGUUUUUGACAUAGUAUCAUAGUUUACUGUGACUGGGAGGUAUUGCGAUCGGAUCCCCACGGCCAACAUCUGUUAAACACAUGAUAUUCGGACAUGUCCAAACUUUAUGCCCUUAUGAGUGAUAUUCUUUAGAAGAAGCGUGUUAUUAUGUUGUAUAAGAUCUAUUAUUGAACAUCUUCCAACAACUCGACUUAUUGAGAUCAACUGGCCCUUGACAUAGUAUCAGAAUAUUUUGUGGUUAAGACGUCAUGUAUUCGAAUCCGACGAUCCCUAUUUAUGAAGCACAUAUAAUUCUCGUACCGACUUAUCGAGAUAAACUCAUUCUUCGCAUGAUAUCACACCUUCUAUGAUUGAAACAUCAUGCACAAAUGAAAGAUGUUUGUGGGGGUGAGUUAACGAUUUUGCAAAUGGAAGACUUGUAUCGUAAAAGUCCACACCGUUGACUGGAGUAAAUCCCUUGGUUGGCCUUAUACCACUCAGCGUUACCGUUUGGUCGAUACUUGAUCUUGGCUUUCGUAAUACUCAAACCUCUAUUAUUUCUCUUCAAACUAAAUCUAAUCCCCAGAUUUCUUGACCAUCCUCUUCCUUCCGCUGCGGCCAGAGUUGGGGAAAGAGGGGAAAGAAAGACAGUAAGCAAGGGGAGUUUGGGCAGACGCUGAGAAUUCCGAUAUGCAUCUAUGGCCUUCAAUCAAGCUGAGAGACUCGUUCAGCAUCGACUAUAUCCGGCGGCUGGACUGGAACCUCCACCGGAUGAAAAUCGACAAGAAAAACAAGCAGCGUCUCCUGGACGAUGGCGGUGACCAGGAGAGCGGCGCCACUGGAGAGGAAGGAGUAGAAGAAGGUUCCAGUUCAAAGAAUGGGUUCGCCGAAAGAGCUGCUUUCGUAUGCAGAGAGAUCUUCCUGGUCCUCUCAUGCUGCUACUGCUGUUUCUGUUGUGGAGGUUAGUUUCAUUACUGUUUUGGGUUUUCUCGCAAGUUUGAAUUCGGUUGGUUCGUGGGUUUCUGGUUUCUGCUUGGUAUAGUUGGAAGCUUUGAUCAGGCAAUAGAACCCUUUUCUGGCCUACUGUUUGGUGUCUAGUUACUUUCUGCCCUUUUGGGGUGGAUGGAUUUCCGCACUUAGCCUUUCUUUGCAGCACUUUCCGAGAAGUUCUAUAUUUGUGUAACUGCAUUUGGAACGAUUGUAAAUAUAUGAAAGACAGUGGUGAAUCUAUAGGUAUUCUGUCCAAGAGCUUGAAAGAGCUCGCCUAACAUCUAUAGGCAAUAAGAAACAAGACACAUUCAU